Molecule: messenger RNA, 3562 nt
Organism: Micromonas commoda
Lineage: Eukaryota; Viridiplantae; Chlorophyta; Mamiellophyceae; Mamiellales; Mamiellaceae
Exons: 2
Coding region: 1-3471 (1156 amino acids)
Biological process (GO): NADPH regeneration; proton transmembrane transport
Cellular component (GO): mitochondrial inner membrane
Molecular function (GO): NADP binding; NAD binding
Source: RefSeq, a predicted model, not a curated record
AUGUCAGCGCAGGUCGCCGUGACUUUUUCGGCGCCGUCAUGGGCCGCCGGGCGCGUCGCACCGCGCGCCGCCCACCCGCGCGCCUGGUUCCUUCCCGCGCGAAGAUCCCGCCAGUUGUUCGCCAGCAGAGGAAAGACACCUCCAAUCCGCAAACACGGACUCCCGUCGCCUGCAGUUCGGUCCUCCGUCGCGGUCGUCGCCGUCGACGGACGCGGCGCGCGACCCGGGUACGCCACCUUCCGCGGUGGCAGGACCGGCAGCGUAUCCUUCAAGGCGAUCGCCGCGCCUGAUGAACCGGCGAUCCUCCCCGGCCGAGCGUACGAGACGAUGACCGUGGGCAUCCCCAAGGAGUCCACCAAAGGAGAGCGCCGCGUCGCGAUGGCGCCCGAGACGUGCGGCAAGCUCGUCAAGGCGGGGUUCAAGGUGGUCGUGGAGAAGGGCGCGGGCAUCGAAUCCGAGUACUCAGACGACGACUACGUCAAGGAAGGGUGCUCAAUCGUCAACGACGCGUGGAAGGACACCACCGUCGUCGCCAAGAUCCGGCCCCCGUCGCGUGCCGAGCAGAGCAAACUCUCGGACGGCCAGAUCUUGUUUUCAAACAUCUACCCGAGGCAGGACGAGGCGUUGGUCGAAUCGUUACGGGCCCGGGGCGUGACGACGUUCGGUUUGGACUGCGUCCCGAGGACCAUCUCCCGCGCGCAGGCGUUCGACACGCUCUCGUCCAUGGCCAACAUCUCCGGCUACCGCGCAAUCGUCGAGGCGGCGAAUGCGUUUCCUCGUUUCUUCGCCGGCCAGUUCACGAUGGCCGGUAACGUUCCACCCGCCAAGGUGCUCGUGGUGGGCGCGGGGGUCGCAGGCCUGGCGGCGAUCCAGACCGCCAAGAACAUGGGCGCCAUCGUCCGCGCCUUCGACGUUCGCGCCGCCGCCAGGGAGCAGGUGGAGUCCAUGGGCGCGGAAUUUUUGGAGGUUUCAAUCGACGAAUCCGGCGACGGCGACGGGGGUUACGCCAAGGAGAUGUCCCCGGAGUUCAUCGCCGCCGAGAUGGCGUUGUUCGCUCAACAGUGCGAGGAGUGCGACAUCGUGGUGACCACGGCGUUGAUACCCGGCCGACCGGCGCCCAAGCUCAUCAAGAAGGAGAUGGUGGAGAAGAUGCGACCGGGAUCGGUCACCGUGGACCUCGCCGCCGAGGCUGGCGGUAACGUCGAGACAACCGAACCCGGCAAGGUGGUUCGCACCAAGAACGGCGUCACCUGCAUCGGGUACACGGAUCUUCCGGGGCGGUGCGCGGCGCAGUCCUCCACGUUGUUCGGCAACAACGUCGCCAACUUUAUCCUCUCCAUGGGCGACUCCAAGCAGGGGCGGUUCGAGAUUAGGCACGACGACGAAGCCGUUCGCGGCGCGCUCGUGACCCAGGACUUCCAGGUUAUGUUCCCGCCGCCCCCGCCGCCGGCAAAGCCCAACUCCAAUCAGAAUCAGAACAACAUCGUCGCCAAGGGUCAAUCCGACCUUUCGGGUGCCGAGGGUGCCGACCAAGGUGCCGAGGGUUCCACCGACCAAAACGAAGACGCUCGCCCGCCGCCCGCGUGGCUCGGGGAUGCCAAAUCGGCAUUAAUCUUCGGAACGUUCCUCGCGCUGAUGUGCGUCAUCGGCGCCGCGGGUCCGCCCGCCGAGGCUGUCUCCAUCGUCAGCACGUUCUCGCUCGCGUGCAUCGUGGGGUACUUCGCCGUCACCGGCGUCACCGCGGCGCUCCAUUCGCCCCUCAUGUCCGUCACCAACGCCAUCUCCGGCAUGACCGCCGUCGGGGCGCUGGAGCUUAUGCGGGGGGGGCUGGCACCGGCCGGUACCGCCGCCACGUUCGCCGCCGCCGCGGUCGCCAUGUCCGCCGUGAACAUCGCGGGCGGGUUCCUCAUGACCGGACGCAUGCUGGACAUGUUCAAGCGACCGGACGACCCGCCGAGUUACUCCAAACUGUUGAUGGUCCCGGUGGCUAUUACCAUGGCGUAUUACCUUCCAAACGCCGCCGCCGGGGUCGCCACGGGCGCGCUGCACGAGACGAUAGCCCUCGCGUCCGCGUUGUGCUGCAUCGGCGCGAUAUCCAUGCUGUCGUCGCAGGCUUCCGCGCGGACGGGAAACGCUUUGGGCGGCGCCGGCGUGGCGCUCGGCCUGGCGGCCACCGCGGGACCUCGGCUCGCCACCGCGAGCUCGGGGCUGCUGUCGCAAGCGGCGUUGGCGCUGGGCGCGGGCGGCGUGUGCGGCCUCGUCAUCGCCGCGAGGUGCGCCAUCACGGAUUUGCCCCAGCUCGUCGCCGCCUUUCACUCCUUGGUCGGUUUGGCCGCCACGAUCACGUCCAUCGCCGCGUACAUGUCGCACCCGGCGGCUACCGGAGCCGCGCACCUCGGCGCCGCGUGGUUCGGCGUGCUCAUCGGAGCCGUCACGUUCACCGGCUCGAUCGUCGCGUUCGCCAAGCUGCAGGGCCUCGUCCCGAGCAAGGAGGUGUCGCUGCCCGGUAAGAGCGCGUGGAACACCGCGGCGUUACUCGGUGCCCUCUACUGCGGCAAAGUCUUCUUUACUGCGGCAACUUUGGGCGCCGUCGGCGACGCCAGCUGUGCGCUUUACGGAGUGGCGGCGUUCGGCGCUUUCCUCGGCGCGCACGCCACCCUCGCCGUGGGCGGCGGCGACACCCCGGUGGUCAUCACCGUGCUCAACUCGUCGUCCGGCUGGGCGCUGUGCGCCGAGGGUUUCGUCCUCGGCUCGCAACUGCUCACCGUCGUCGGCGCGCUCAUCGGGGCAUCCGGCGCCAUCUUGUCGCAAAUCAUGUGCGUCGCGAUGAACCGAUCCAUCGUCGGCGUCCUGCUCGGCAUCAAGGGAACGCUCAAGGGAGCUAAAAAACCCGGCGUUGGGGUUGGGGGCGCGAUGCUGUGCGACGCGGAGAGGGGCGAGUGCAUCGUGAGCGAUUCCGAGACGGCGGCGAAAGACUUGUUCGACGCCAAGACGGUUUUGAUCGUCCCCGGCUACGGCCUCGCCGUCUCCAAGGCGCAGUACGCGAUGGCGGAUCUGAUCAAGAUGCUGAGGGACGCGGGCAAAGAAGUCGUCGUCGCGGUUCACCCCGUCGCCGGUCGCAUGCCCGGCCAGCUCAACGUCCUGCUCGCCGAGGCUGGCGUGCCGUACGACAUCGUGAAAGAGAUGGAGGAGAUUGAGGGCGACGAGGGUCGGUUCGACGUGAGUUUAGUCGUGGGCGCCAACGACACCGUGAACCCCGCCGCGGUGAUGGACCCCGACAGCGAACUCGCGGGCAUGCCGGUGAUCCAGGUGUGGAGAUCGCACAAGGUGCUGGUGCUGAAACGGUCCUUAGCCGGCGGUUACGCCGACGUGGACAACCCGCUGUUCUUCAACGAGAACACGAACAUGGUGCUGGGCGACGCCAAGGCGACCGUCGACGAAAUGUACGCCAAGCUCAAGAACCUCGUCUGAUCUAUCCGACGCGCGCGUCACCGACGACUGAAUGUAUGUAUGAUUUGUUCCCUACUACUACUGUGUUAUGAUAUCCAACCUACUAUCCCGU